This is a messenger RNA of Setaria italica (foxtail millet), 1209 nucleotides long. RefSeq lists its product as uncharacterized. Gene Ontology annotation, molecular function: ubiquitin protein ligase activity. NCBI's taxonomy places the organism in Eukaryota, Viridiplantae, Streptophyta, Magnoliopsida, Poales, Poaceae. The transcript has a single exon. The record is from RefSeq and is a predicted model, not a curated record. Gene Ontology annotation, biological process: protein ubiquitination. Bases 21 to 800 code for a protein of 259 amino acids.
GCUUAUCGCGCUCCUUACUGAUGACAGAUGACAGGCAACUCGCAGCCCCCGCCAUUGAAGUGUUGAUCCAAAGCAUGUACCACCAAACAAGCUUGCAGAUCGCAGUUUAUAAAGAAACGCCUGCUGCAAGCGAGACAUCCAAUCCAACCAAGCAGCAGCGGCGCAGCACCGCACAAGCGUCGUCCUUGAUCGAUCGAUCCGCUCCCGCCACCGCCACCACCAUGACGCCAGCGAGCAUUGAUCCCUGCUCCGACCACAGCUACGAGCUCCCCCUGCGACGGAACCUCCUGCUCCUGCUCGACCUCCUAGGCCUCCUCCGCUUCGUCGCGGCGGUGCUCCUCGAUCGCCUCGGCGUCGUGUCGUGCGAGGGCGGCGGGGUGCAGCUGCCCGGACGGACCUGGGGGCGCGGAGGAGUGCGUGCCGACUACGACGAUGCGGCCGUGGAGCGCUUCAUUGAGGCGAUGUUGUGGGCGCCCCGCUCGCCGGUGACCGGGACAACGCGGGCGCGCACGGCGGCGCUGUACAGGCGACGGCGGCGGGUUGCGCAGCCGGCGGACGACAAGGACGGUGGCGAGGGCGCGGCCGUCUGCGCGAUUUGCUUGGCGGGGCUGGGGGCCGGAGGGUGCGAGACGGUGGUGGAGCUGGGUGUGUGCUCGCACGCGUUCCACGCCGCGUGCAUAGACGCGUGGGCCGGCACCGGCGAGGCGGCCACCUGCCCGCUGUGCCGCGCGCCGAUGUCGUUGCCCACGGCGUGGGACGACGGGCGGCAGGGCUCGUGCCACGCUAGCUCGCCCCGGUGACUGAGCUCUCCGUCUCGGUUCCUUUCGCAGUAAUGGCUGCCUCAACACGUACGUCGAUCGAUAGAUAAAUGUACUGUGCCCGGAAAGAGGCAUUCGCGUAUGCGUAUUGCCUACCAGGUUAACACUGUAGCUUGCUCGGAUUUAUGCUUUUUCGCCGAAGCGUCCAAUGCUUUUUCCCAGAAGACUGAUCAUAUAUAUGCUACAGUCUACGGAGUACUAGUGUACGGCAAGAGAUGUGAUCAAGGGCCCAAGAGAAGUAGAGAUGCCACACCGGCGGUGCUCUACUGCAACUUGAGACUCGAAAUGGAAUUAGUUUGCGCUGUUGCGUAAGAAAUGGAAUUGAUUUUUCUUACAAAUUGUCAAUUAUGUCUCGAGUUUAUUAAGUACCUUUCAGCACCACAAUACCACA